Histoplasma capsulatum G186AR is the source of this 306-nucleotide messenger RNA. RefSeq lists its product as uncharacterized. Bases 1 to 306 code for a protein of 101 amino acids. NCBI's taxonomy places the organism in Eukaryota, Fungi, Ascomycota, Eurotiomycetes, Onygenales, Ajellomycetaceae. The transcript is spliced from 2 exons. The record is from RefSeq and is a predicted model, not a curated record.
AUGCGGGCAAACUCCACUGAUGCCCAUUCCAAUUUAGCGCACCCUGGCCUGGCCCGAGUUGGCUACAUGGAAAUCGCCCGCGAAAAUGCCAAUCUGGGUGUCGUGGGGUUCGUUGAGGAUGAAGCGUCGGCUGUCACUUCUGCAUCAGGAGCGGAGAUCACCCGCCGUGAGUUGAGCAGCUUGGUACCACCAUCAGGACCGGAUGGUGCUUAUCGAAUGGGAGCGGAUAUCGCCAGCAUGUGCAGCAACAUCGUCGUCGUUGUUGUGUUGCGGGUGAGGGUGCAGAGGACGAGCUUUGGCCAAUGA